AUGCAGGCCGCCAGGUGUCUCCAGGCUCUCCGCCGCCCGAUCCUUACUCCGCUUGUCGGAUCGUCACGAGUAGCGGCUCGCGCUUUCGCGACUGAGGUCCCCCCGGCCCCCGAGUCUUCGGAGAAGCAGCCCGCCGCUCAUGCCGAGGACAUCGCCGCCGCAAACGACCUCACCGCUCACCUUCCUGCGAACGUCUCGUUCGUCGACCUCGGAUCGCGGCCGACUCCCAGGCAGAUUGUUGCCUCUCGUGGUGUCCGCCUCCACGAGGUCCCUACCGACUUCUACUCGCCUAUUGAGCACCCCGUCUCGUCCCUCACCUCUGCGAACCCGACCGAGGGCAGCGGCGAGACCCUCCCCCUCCCCUCCCACGUCUUCAACCUUCCCCUCCGACGCGACAUCCUCCACCGCAAUGUCGUCUGGUACCUUGCGAACCUCCGUAAGGGUAACCAGAGCACGAAGAACCGUUCGACGGUCGCUUAUUCCGGACGGAAACUCAGGCAGCAGAAGGGAUCCGGAAAGGCCCGUGUUGGAGACGCAAGCAGUGGUACCCGUCGUGGAGGAGCGCCGAUCUUUGAGCUGAAGCCCCGUGACUGGUCGCAGGACCUUCCCCGCAAGGUCCGCGCUCUUGGCCUGCGCACCGCGCUCAGCGCCAAGCUGAACGACGGCUUCCUCCGUGUUGUUGAGGAUGUCGCGGAGGGCAACUGGCCCGGCACGUACGAGGCUCGCUUCGGACCCAAGGACGGCCUGAACAUCCUCUUCGUCCACUCGCCCAUGCGCGAGGCCGAGGGCGUCGCCAACCUCUGGCGCGUCACCCGCAACGUCCCCGGCAUCGAGGUUCUCUCGACCGACGACCUCCUCGUCUACGACGUCCUCAAGUACUCUUGGGUCGUCAUUGAGCGCGGCGCCAUUGAGGACCUCGCCGGCCCCGGAUGGUUCGACGCCGUCAACGAGGCUUACGGCCUCGAGGCCCCGGAGGAGGUCCAGUCCAUCGAGACCACCCCCACCCAGGCUUAA
Trichosporon asahii var. asahii CBS 2479 is the source of this 1014-nucleotide messenger RNA. RefSeq lists its product as uncharacterized. Lineage: Eukaryota; Fungi; Basidiomycota; Tremellomycetes; Trichosporonales; Trichosporonaceae. The record is from RefSeq and is a predicted model, not a curated record. Bases 1 to 1014 code for a protein of 337 amino acids. Gene Ontology annotation, biological process: translation. Gene Ontology annotation, molecular function: structural constituent of ribosome. The transcript is spliced from 5 exons. Gene Ontology annotation, cellular component: ribosome.